Molecule: messenger RNA, 1473 nt
Organism: Musca domestica (house fly)
Lineage: Eukaryota; Metazoa; Arthropoda; Insecta; Diptera; Muscidae
Product: glucose dehydrogenase [FAD, quinone]-like
Exons: 1
Coding region: 1-1419 (472 amino acids)
Molecular function (GO): ecdysone oxidase activity; flavin adenine dinucleotide binding
Source: RefSeq, a predicted model, not a curated record
AUGAUAAGUGGCACAGCCGGCAUUAAUGGCAAUGUAUUUUUGGUUGGACGUCCCUCCGAUUAUGACGAAUGGCAGAGUCAAGGUAACCCCGGAUGGUCAUGGGAAAAUAUUCAUGAAUAUUUCGUGAAAGCCACCCGAGAUGAAUCGACCGAAACGGAACCCAAGGGUUCGUUGGUGGUGAAUAACUAUUUGAGGCCGGAAAAGUUUUACACGCUGCGAAAUAUUUUGGAAAAUGCCACCGAAGAGGUGGAAAUGGGGUAUGAAAGCAAGAGUUUGGGUUUCAAACAUGACAUCCUGGGAACCGUGGAUCGUGGUCGGCGCAUGAGUACGGGUAAGACUUAUUUGGGUAAGGUGGCCCGCCAUCGUAAUAAUCUGCAUGUGGCCAAGAAUGCUGUGGUGCGCAAAAUCCUCUUCAAUGGCAAGCAGAAGGCAGCGGGCGUGGAAGUUUUGUUGGGAAAUAAUAAGGUUCUGAGGAUACAGGCCCGCAAGGAGAUUAUUUUGAGUGCUGGCACCUUUAAUAGUCCCCAGAUUUUAAUGCACUCCGGCAUCGGGCCCUGUGGGAAUUUGAGGCAAUUUAAGAUACCCUGCAUCCGCAACCUGGCAGUGGGCCAAAAUUUGCAGGAUCACGGCAUGAUGUCCAUGACCUAUAGGUUUACCAAAAACAUUCCCAAUCUGGCGCAAGGCGACAGCGUUGAGAACACCUUUCAAUAUUUGAUCUAUCAAAACGGGUCCUUGGCAUCGAAUCCAAAUCUGGUGGGCUUCAUUAAUUCCCAGGCUUCGCAGAACUUGCAAAACAAAAGCGAUGUUAUGAUUGUGUCGGGCAUUGAUCAGCCCACCAGGGAGUCGAAUGUGUUUGAAUUUUUGCAAUUCCGCGAGGAGUUGGUGGAGAAAUUUUUGGAGUUGGCUGAGAAUCAGACAACCUUACAGCUACAGGGCCUGCUCAUAAAACCCAAGUCGCGGGGUUAUAUCAAAUUGAAAUAUCCCGAAUUCGGAAAGGGCCCCGAGAUCCACAACAACUAUGCCAGCGUGGAGGAAGAUCGCCAAACGCUGCUGCGUUAUGUGCGUUUUGUACGCUCCCUGGAGAAGACAGAGGUGUUCCACCACUUUGGUCUGGAAUACAUACGUGUGCCCUUGCCGGAAUGUGAUGUGCAUGAGUUCGAUUCCGAUGACUAUUGGUAUUGCUACAUUCGAUACUUUAUGAUCAGUGCUUGGCAUGCUGCGGGUACAUGUAAAAUGGGCCCAUCAUCCGAUCCCUCGGCUGUGGUCGAUUCCGAGUUGAAGGUCCACGGCGUUAAGGGGUUGCGUGUCAUCGAUGCCAGUAUUAUGCCCAACAUUACCAGUGGCAACACCAAUGGUCCCACCAUCAUGAUUGCCGAAAAGGGUGCCCAAAUGAUAUUGGAUGAUUUGGCGAGGGAUUAGAAAAUUGGAGGUGGGAAGGAAGUACAGUUGAAUUCGAAUAAUUCGUAGGGGAGA